Molecule: messenger RNA, 441 nt
Organism: Haemonchus placei
Lineage: Eukaryota; Metazoa; Nematoda; Chromadorea; Rhabditida; Trichostrongylidae
Source: the annotation of a GenBank genome assembly
UUCCAUUGUCAAAUCAACGGCACCACCAUGACCCCUGAGAAACGGAAGCUUUCCUUAAUGCUGGGAAAUGCUUAUCGUACAAUAGCAACAUCUGGAGUAUUUGGGUAUCCCCCAAGCCAGAACAUGUAUCAAUUGAACUACUCCUGCUUGGCUGAGGAAUACGCAAUAGUACUCUGCAACCAACAAGCACCACUCAAUCCUGUACCGUACAAUCUGUCUUCUAUCCCAAUAGCAGCAGAAUUCGAAUUGUGGUGGGGCAAUCACGACUUUGGUGCUUUUAUCAAUGAAACUGGAGUCUACAGCCCUAACUUUGAUUAUACUGUGUUCAACCAAAUAAUUUCGGGUUACGCCGUCAGUAUAGGGUGCACCGAUACGUGCUAUGGCAAAAAGCAGGUGUACUGCACAUUCGAACAUUGUGUAGUACCGCAUGGCGCUGAUUAA